Messenger RNA from Pseudozyma hubeiensis SY62, 636 nucleotides. Its product is annotated as likely cytosolic ribosomal protein L8. The record is from RefSeq and is a predicted model, not a curated record. Lineage: Eukaryota; Fungi; Basidiomycota; Ustilaginomycetes; Ustilaginales; Ustilaginaceae. Gene Ontology annotation, molecular function: box H/ACA snoRNA binding. Gene Ontology annotation, biological process: snRNA pseudouridine synthesis; rRNA pseudouridine synthesis. The transcript has a single exon. The coding region runs from base 1 to 636 and encodes 211 amino acids. Gene Ontology annotation, cellular component: box H/ACA snoRNP complex; nucleolus.
AUGGCGAAGGACGAAUCUAAAAAGGACAAAAAGUCCAAGCGCAAAUCCGAUGUCGCCGCUAUGGACAUCGAUGCCACCACCGACGUAGAAGCCACACCAUCCAAAAAGGAAAAGAAGGAAAAGAAGGACAAAAAGGUCAAGGUCGAGGUCGAGGUCGACGCUGCUGGUUCCGACGACGAAGAUGCCGAGACCUCCGAUAACAUCUCUCCCAUCGCUCAACCUCUAGCCCAGCCAAAGAUGAGCAAGAAGCUCUUCAAACUCACCAAGAAGGCCUCCAAAUCCCGCGGUCACGUCAAGCGCGGUGUCAAGGAAGUCGUAAAAGCCCUUCGCAAGGGCGAAAAGGGUCUCGUCGUCCUAGCAGGUGACAUCUCCCCCAUCGACAUCCUCAGCCACAUCCCUGUCCUAUGCGAAGACACCAGCAACCCCUACAUCUUCGUAGCCAGCAAGGAAUCCCUCGGCGCAGCAAGCGCUACAAAGAGACCCACAAGCGUAGUCAUGAUCGUACCAGGAGGCGGAAAAAAAGCCGCAUCAAAGGGAAAAGACGCUACAAAGCUCAAGGAGGACUACAUGGAAGACUACUCCUCCCUCCAUAAGCAGGUCCAGGGUUUGAGCGACGAGGUCGCCAUGGCUGUCUAA